CGUGUGCUUUAACCUUGUCUCCUGGACAACAAUAUCGGACAUUUUACAUCGGCUGAAAAGGUGGUGCCCCUUAAUUUGCCAAAGAAUGUGCGACACAAUGGUGAUGGGUGUGAACUCGCAAAAUCGAAAACGAUUGCGGUCCGACGAUAGUGAAGGUUGCUUUGUCACGCAAAAAAAAACUUUCGUCAACCAACGCCUGCUCGAUCGCCAAGAUUCGGAGAAGAUGAAACAAAUUCAAGCUAGAACAAUCGGCCUGCUUUUCGAAGGGGCCAAGAAGCACAGCAAAGUAGGCGGCGGUCCUAUCUGUGGGAAGGAAUCCUUCAGAUCCGUUCGCUUGCUGGGUGGUGGAGAAAUCGACUACGAUCCGGCUUCCGUUUCUGCUUGGGUGACGAAAAAGGCCGACAGACACUGCCGUCUGUGUGACCAGUGGUCGAUUGUGCACACAGAUUGCACGAACUGUAACCUCGAGCUGUGCGAGUACUGCGGAGUCGAUUGCAGCAAUUGUCCGGAGAAAAUUUGUCUCAACUGUGUGAAGCUAUUCCAAUGCGAAUCGCAGGAUAAACCGUGCUGUGAGCAGUGUAAAAUGUUUCUACGUUAAAAACCGCGAUACAAAACUGGCCGUGGUCGCAGUGUUCGCAAUAGAAAGAACCGAUACAAUAUCAUAAUGUUUCGUGCAAGUGUUAAAGAUCCGCUUUUAGCUUAGAUAAGUAAA
This is a messenger RNA of Anopheles cruzii, 712 nucleotides long. RefSeq lists its product as uncharacterized. The record is from RefSeq and is a predicted model, not a curated record. Gene Ontology annotation, biological process: extrinsic apoptotic signaling pathway. Bases 86 to 598 code for a protein of 170 amino acids. NCBI's taxonomy places the organism in Eukaryota, Metazoa, Arthropoda, Insecta, Diptera, Culicidae. The transcript has 4 exons. Gene Ontology annotation, molecular function: CD27 receptor binding.